Messenger RNA from Lasiosphaeria miniovina, 747 nucleotides. RefSeq lists its product as uncharacterized. The record is from RefSeq and is a predicted model, not a curated record. Lineage: Eukaryota; Fungi; Ascomycota; Sordariomycetes; Sordariales; Lasiosphaeriaceae. Gene Ontology annotation, molecular function: iron ion binding; L-ascorbic acid binding; procollagen-proline 4-dioxygenase activity. Gene Ontology annotation, biological process: peptidyl-proline hydroxylation to 4-hydroxy-L-proline. The transcript has 4 exons. Gene Ontology annotation, cellular component: endoplasmic reticulum. The coding region runs from base 1 to 747 and encodes 248 amino acids.
AUGGCAAAAGACAAGCGUGCCAAAGCGGCGGCGGCAGCCCUGCAGAGCAACAAGCCAGCUCAGCCACUCCCAGUGCUAGUCAGGCCGUCCUGGCCGCCAUUCAAGCCAGCUCUGCCCGUCGCGGAUCUGAGCCUCGAGCCCGUUGUCCCGGACAAAGUUGUCGUUCUGAGGUCCUUCUUUCCUCGCUCCCUGUGUCGGGACUAUGUCUCUGUCCUUGGCACGCUGCCUCUCACAACCACUCCUGGGAAGCCCAAGCGCGGAGAGGCGUUGCGCGUUAAUGAUCGCUAUCAGAUCGAUGACCCAAAAUUCGCCGAUCGGUUGUGGUCUGAAACAGGACUCAAAGACGCCGUGCUGAGCGACGAUGUGGCUCACUUGUGGGGCGGAGACGUCAUUGGCCUGAAUGCAAACAUCAGAGUAUACCGGUACUCGCCAGGGCAGUUCUUUGAUGCUCACUACGACGACUCGAACAAUGUCCUUGUCACUACCGAGACGGGGGACUCACUCCCAGCCAAGACGACCUGGACCCUAUUGCUGUACUUGACUUCGUCGAGUGAUGGCUGCGUUGGUGGUGAGACUGUGUUUUACCCAUACGACAGGCAGUCCGCUAAAGAAGCAAUCAUCGUGAGCCUGGAGACGGGGAUGCUACUCCUACACAAGCACGGCCAUGACUGCAUGCUGCAUGAAGGCCGCGAAGUCACCGCCGGAGAAAAAUGGAUUCUCAGAACGGACCUUUGCGUCAAGAGGUAG